AUGGCCUGUUUGCCUCGCGACGUGGCUUCCAUGGGUCAAGCAGCAACUCCAAACGGCACGCUCCAUCGUGCACCCUCUGACGCCGACUCCGAGACGCAGGUUUGUGGGUACCGUAUGCCAUACCGUUAUGAGGACUGUCAUGAAAUUCCCACCGCUGUGCCUCAUGAGUAUCAUGGGCCUACAGUGCACGAACAACACAUCGACGCUCAACUUGGUCAUCCAUCCGGAGCCAUGCCACACCAGGCGUACUACGUAACCGAGCAAGGGAUCCCUGGCGUUUCCACGAUGGCAAGCUCAUUGCCUACUCAUUACCACUUAUCGCAACAAGUGGAGCCACUUGCCUUGGAGACGCCGAAGUCGGCUCCAGGAAUUUCGGCGUCGAUCCAGAGCAGCCCCAGCACCUUUUAUCCAACCUCUGUUCCUGGCCCUAUCGUCGAGGACGGCUUCUAUACGUACCAAACUGCAUACGCAACAGCGGAGUAUCAAGCGGCUACGAUUCAAUACCAUCAGCAUGCCCAGCAACACACGGUACAGCCUCAGCAGCCGGCGGUGUCGGAACCACAGCAUACACCUGAUACGACUGAACAAUACUAUCCACCAUCAGUACACCCGCAACAAGAGCAAUGGACUCACUACGACCCUUCAAUCGAAGUUACAACCAUCGGACAGCAACCCGCGCACGGGAGUGUAGCAUAUCACAACUGGACCACGCUCCCCAAACAUAAUCCUUGUUGGUAUUUUUGA
Molecule: messenger RNA, 744 nt
Organism: Fusarium poae
Lineage: Eukaryota; Fungi; Ascomycota; Sordariomycetes; Hypocreales; Nectriaceae
Exons: 1
Coding region: 1-744 (247 amino acids)
Source: RefSeq, a predicted model, not a curated record